AUGGCCGACGACGCAUCAAACGGGGGGCCAACAACUACUGCUCCAGAUCUUCGCCUUCUCGUGGUGUCUAACCGUCUGCCGGUGACCAUAUCUAAGAAUGAAAAGGAGUACAACUUCAAAAUGUCUUCUGGCGGUUUAGUGAGUGCGUUGAGCGGUGUAAAGAAGCUAAUGACGUUUACUUGGAUUGGUUGGCCUGGUAUCAAUGUGCCCGAGGAAGAUAGAACCCAAGUGAUUAGCAAACUAGAAGAAAAGUCUUGUCUGCCCGUGUUUAUCGACGACGAUGUCGCCGAUCGUCAUUAUAAUGGCUUUUCAAACUCCAUUUUAUGGCCCCUUUUCCAUUACCACCCUGGUGAAAUCUCUUUCGAUGAGGGCGAUUGGGAAGCUUAUCGAUGUGUUAAUAGUAUGUUCGCCGAGUCUGUCGCUCAAAUAGUACGAGAUGGAGAUUUAGUAUGGGUACAAGAUUAUCAUCUGAUGCUACUUCCGAGUAUGCUUAGAGAGAAAAUAGCCGGCGUUAAGAAUGUGAAGAUUGGCUUCUUCCUACAUACGCCAUUCCCUAGUAGCGAGAUCUAUCGUAUUCUACCUGUCCGUAAGGAAGUCUUGGACGGGGUUUUAUCCUCUGACUUGAUCGGGUUCCAUACGUAUGAUUACGCAAGACAUUUCUUGUCGUCUUGCACUCGGAUAUUAGGAUUAUCCACUAUGCCUAAUGGCAUCGAUUAUGAAGGCAAACACGUGCAUGUUGGAACUUUCCCAAUAGGCAUUGAUCCGGAGAAAUUUGAAGAAGGCCUGAAGAACCCAAGUAUUCAAGAACGGAUUGAAACAUUAGAAGAAAAGUUCAAGGGUAUCAAACUUAUCGUCGGGGUUGAUCGAUUGGAUUACAUCAAAGGGGUUCCGCAGAAAUUCCAUGCUCUAGAAGUAUUCUUAACUAAACAUCCUGAGUGGAUAGGAAAAGUUGUCCUCGUACAGGUCGCUGUUCCCUCUCGUCAAGAUGUGGAGGAAUAUCAAAAUCUGAGAGAGGCUGUGAAUGAACUUGUUGGGAGAAUUAAUGGACAAUUUGGCACGGCAGAGUUUAUGCCUAUCCAUUUUAUGCACAAGUCGAUUAAUUUCGACGAGUUGGUUGCAUUAUACGCUGUUGCCGACGCGUGUCUUGUAUCCUCAACAAGAGACGGAAUGAACCUGGUAUCCUACGAGUAUAUUGCAUGUCAGAAACAAAGAAAUGGCGUGCUAAUACUCAGCGAGUUUGCUGGAGCGGCACAGUCACUGAAUGGAUCUAUUAUAGUCAAUCCGUGGAAUACCGAAGAACUUGCAAAUGCUAUCCACGAAGCAGUUACAAUGUCAGAAUCUCAACGAAAGUCAAAUCACCAGAAACUAUAUCGAUAUGUAACGAGAUAUACGGCCGCAUAUUGGGGCACGAGCUUUGUUAAUGAAUUGAGGCGCGUUAGCGAACCGCAAAUGCAAAGUCCACGCUUAUCUCGAGACCUUGUUCUAAGCGCUGCAAACGCGUCCAAAAAACAUCGCGUCAUUUUUCUCGACUACGACGGUACUUUAACCGACGCUCACAAACUACCCGAAUUCGCCAAACCAAAGGAUACAAUCACGGCGACUCUUCGCGACCUUCAAAACCAACCGAACACACACGUCUAUAUUCUCUCUGGUCGGAGCCGUCAACAUCUCGAUAUAUGGUUCGAAUCAACUGGUGUAGGCCUCUCGGCCGAACACGGCUGUUUCUACAAACACCCAAAGUCGUUGAGAGGUGUCAUAGAUCCAACCGCAAACUCCGCUGCUGAGGGGAAAUCAUUGAAGGAGGAAGGCAAUGGAUGGUAUAGAUUAGUUGAGCAGGUUGACCCGACGUGGAGGGAGACCAUCAGACCGUUGUUUCAACAUUAUAAGGAUAGGACUCCUGGCUCAUUUAUUGAAGAAAAGGAAAUUAAUUUAACGUGGCAUUAUCGCAACGCCGAUCCCGAGUUUGGAUCAUGGCAGGCGACGGAGCUUCAAGUUAAUUUGGAAAAGUCACUGAUCCAUUUGGCACUGUCGAUUGUGCGUGGUAAUAAGACGCUCGAAGUUCGUCCGUCUACAGUCGACAAAGCAACAGCAGUCCGUGCCAUUCUUAAAGACUUACAGCAGGCCCAGAAUCAUGUUGAUUUUAUUUUAUGCAUAGGUGAUGGAAAGACGGAUGAACCUGUAUUUUCCGCGUUGAAAGAAGUAAAUUCUGACUGUAUUACGAGUACUGUCGGUAAAAAGCAGACGGAUGCUAAAUACUAUAUUGACAAUGUGCGAGACGUUGAAAAACUGCUCACUGCUCUAAGCAAAGAGCUACAUUAG
This is a messenger RNA of Paraglomus occultum, 2319 nucleotides long. NCBI's taxonomy places the organism in Eukaryota, Fungi, Glomeromycota, Glomeromycetes, Paraglomerales, Paraglomeraceae. The record is from the annotation of a GenBank genome assembly.